GUACCCAUCUUUCUUGACAAUAAGUCGCGUGGACACUAUGAAGGUUAUUGUAAAGAAGUUCUCUGGCCUCUGUUUCACUAUAUUGUCUGGACCUCAACAUCCGAUGGUCGUGCUGAAAAGCAGAACUGGGAAGACUAUGUAGCCGUAAACCAGCAGUUUGCUGAUACAAUUAUUGAAUACUAUAGACCAGGAGAUAUAAUCUUUAUUCAGGACUAUCACCUCUUGCUCGUUCCCCAAAUGAUACGGGCCAAAUUACCCGAUGCUGCUGUUGGUAUCUUUCUUCAUGCCACAUUUCCAAGCUCUGAGAUAUUCCGGUGUUUGACAACCCGAAAUGAAAUUUUACGUGGUAUUCUUGGUGCAAAUCUAGUUGGAUUUCAGACUUACUCGUAUGCUCGCCACUUCAUUUCCUCAAGCACUCGUGUCUUGGGCUGUGAAUCUACCCUGACUGGUGUAGACCUCGAUGGCCACGUUGCUUCAGUCGACACAUUCCCGAUUGGUAUCGAUGCCAACCGUGUCCACAAGUUUCGCAAAGAACCAGGCGUGCUACCCAAAAUGAAUGCUAUUCGUGAGAUGUAUGCCGACAAGAAGAUUAUAAUUGGUCGAGACAAACUAGAUUCGACCAAGGGUGUUCUUCAAAAGUUGCAUGCCUUUGAGAAGUUCCUGAGGGACUAUCCCGAGUGGCGUAAUAAGGUUGUCUUGAUCCAAGUAACUACUCCAACCCAUGGCGACCACUCCAAGCUCGAAAACAAGGUGUCCGAGAUUAUCAGUCAUGUCAAUGGACUCUAUGGUUCACUCGAGUUUACACCAAUCCAUCAUUACCACCAAAACAUCGAUCGCGAUGAAUACUAUGCCUUGCUGUCUGUUGCGGAUGUAGGAAUGAUUACCAGUGUACGGGAUGGAAUGAAUACGACUUCUUUGGAAUACAUCAUAUGUCAAUACGAGAAGCAUGGGCCCCUGGUGCUCUCUGAAUUUACGGGUACAGCUGGUUCUUUGAGCGCCGCUCUUUUGGUGAAUCCCUUUGAUUAUGCAGGCGUAGCAAAGGCCCUCAAUGAUUCCUUGACAAUGUCUGCAGAUGAAAAGGCUACUCGUCAUCAGCAACUCUAUAGCCAAGUUAUCAAACAUUCAGCAUCAUUUUGGGCCAAUUCAUUUGUAAAGCAUCUUGUUUCCAGUACAGAAGAAAGAGCUCUUCAGUCACACGAGGCUCCUGUUCUGGACACUGAAAAUCUUGUGAGAGAAUACAAGGCUGCAAAGAAGAGAUUGCUGCUUUUUGACUAUGAUGGAACUUUGACCCGUAUUGUGUCUGUACCAAAGGAUGCCAAACCUUCUCCAGAAAUGCUCAGCUAUCUGCAGACCCUCUGCGAUGAUCCUUUGAAUGAAGUAUGGAUUGUGUCCGGUAGAGACCAGAGUACACUUGUCGAAUGGCUGGGUGAGGUCAAGGGUCUGAACUUGAGUGCAGAACACGGUUGUUUCUCUAAACCACAAGGGGCUAAGACUUGGGCCAACAACCUGACAAAUGUGGAUAUGAGCUGGCAGCAGGAUGUGACCGAGAUCUUUGAUUACUACACCGAGAGAACCCAGGGAAGUUUUGUUGAACACAAAAAAUCUUCUAUUACAUGGCACUACCGUCUAGCCGACGUUGUGUAUGGUGCUUUCCAAGCCAAAGAAUGUCAAAACCAUUUGGAAAACGCUGUUGUCUCCAAACUGCCUGUUGAAAUCCUGGUCGGUAAAAAGAAUCUGGAGGUCCGACCACUGUCUAUCAACAAGGGCGAGAUUGUCAAAAAGAUAUUGGCCCAAAACCCGGAUGCCGACUUUGUGAUGUGUGCUGGAGAUGACAAGACGGACGAAGAUAUGUUCAAGGUUCUGAGUGCAGCACAGCACAUGGCGGUCAGUCACCAGCAACAGCUUAAUAAACAAGAGAAUAGUGGGUCCCCGAAAAUGGUCCCGGUGUUUGGACUCCAUGUGAAUACACCCGUCUAUUCGAUCGCAGUGGGGCCUGCAGAAAAGAAGUCGAUGGCCAAUUGGCAUGUUCGAACGAGCGAUGAUGUGGUAAAUGCUCUGGGCAGAUUGGCUACCACCCUGGGAAAAUAA
This is a messenger RNA of Phycomyces blakesleeanus NRRL 1555(-), 2088 nucleotides long. Its product is annotated as glycosyltransferase family 20 protein. Gene Ontology annotation, molecular function: catalytic activity. The record is from RefSeq and is a predicted model, not a curated record. Lineage: Eukaryota; Fungi; Mucoromycota; Mucoromycetes; Mucorales; Phycomycetaceae. Gene Ontology annotation, cellular component: cytosol; alpha,alpha-trehalose-phosphate synthase complex (UDP-forming). Gene Ontology annotation, biological process: trehalose biosynthetic process. The transcript has 8 exons. The annotation marks the transcript as partial.